This is a messenger RNA of Pleuronectes platessa (European plaice), 4137 nucleotides long. It is a transcript of the gene shpk, whose product is annotated as sedoheptulokinase. Gene Ontology annotation, cellular component: cytosol. The record is from RefSeq and is a predicted model, not a curated record. Gene Ontology annotation, biological process: cellular response to lipopolysaccharide; carbohydrate metabolic process. Lineage: Eukaryota; Metazoa; Chordata; Actinopteri; Pleuronectiformes; Pleuronectidae. Gene Ontology annotation, molecular function: sedoheptulokinase activity. The transcript has 7 exons. The coding region runs from base 5 to 1432 and encodes 475 amino acids.
CCUGAUGAUGAAACACACGCACACACACACACACACACACUCAGUCAGCGGCAUGUCGGCCUAUAUCCUGGGUGUGGACGUGGGGACCACCUCGGUGAAAGCGGUUUUACUGGAGACCGACUCCAGAGCAGUGGCUGCGACUCAUACUGUCCCCACCACGUCUGAUAUCACUGACAGCAGCGGGAGCAAGGCUAAGGAGCAGGACACAUGUCGGAUCGUAGACGCUGUGAAUCGGUGCAUCGGGCUCCUGCCCAGAGACAAACUGCAGCAUGUGUGCAGCAUUGGUCUGUCCGGACAGAUGCACGGCGUCUUAUUCUGGAAGGCAAAGAGCGGUUGUGAUUGGUCCAACAGAGACUCCUUUACAGCCAGAGACACCAGUCAGCUGAUCACCUGGCAGGACGGACGCUGCAGCAGCAGCUUCCUGUCCUCUCUCCCUAAACCAGACUCACAUCUCAGCGUGGCCACAGGGUUUGGCUGUGCAACCAUCUUCUGGUACAUGAAACACAGGCCUGAGUUCCUCGAGGACUUCACAGCUGCAGGAACCAUCCAGGACUACGUGGUGUCCAUGCUGUGUGGUCUGGACGGGUGUGUGAUGACGCCUCAGAACGCAGCCAGCUGGGGAUUCUUCAACACUUCUUCCAACCAGUGGAAUGUAGACAUUCUAAAGGGUGCCGGCUUCCCUCUGAACCUGCUUCCUCAGUGUGUGCCAUCUGGUGUCAUGGCGGGACUGACUCAUUCUGACUGGCAUGGUGUUCCUGCUGGUACACCAGUGGGGGCCGCGCUGGGAGACUUCCAGUGCUCUGUCUACUCCUGCAUGAGUGCACUUACAGACGCAGUUCUUAACAUAAGCACCUCAGCACAGCUGACCUUCGCCAUGCCCGCUGACUUCAGUCCUCCUGAUUCUCCUCAGCCCGCCUCCUCCAUCUCCUACUUCCCCUACUUUGACUCCUCGUACCUGGCAGUGGCGGCAUCGCUGAACGGAGGGAAUGUCCUGGCGUCUUUUGUGGAGAUGCUCAGCGCCUGGAUGAAAGAGCUCAAUGCUGAGCUGACUGAUUCAUGUUUAUACGAGAAGCUGAUCGGCUGCGCCCUGAACCAGGAGAGCAGCGAUCUGAGGGUGAGCCCCACUAUCCUGGGUGAGAGACACAGCCCCCUCUGCCUCGGUCAGGUCAUCAACAUCUCCGCCGAUAACCUCUCCCUUGGCCACGUGACCAGGGCGCUGUGUCGAGGAGUACUGGACAACCUCACCUCCAUGAUGCCAGUCGAGCGUCUGCAGCAGGCAGGGGUCAGCAGGAUUGUGGGUAGCGGGAGCGCGCUCACUCGCAACGAGGUGCUGAGGCAGGAAGUGGAGAAGGCGUUUAAUCAGCCGGUGGUGUACAGACAGAACGCAGACUCUGCUGUCGGUGUGGCCAUGGUCCGCUGUGACCGACUCUAAAUGAGAAUCCCCAGGGGAAACCUCCCAUGUAUGUUUACAUGAUUAACUGAUGAUUUUGCACACCUGAGUUCGGUAUCAUAUGGUACCACUUUGAAGGAAGGAAGAAUCAAGCAAACUGAAAUGCACCAACAUAUUGUAAUCUGUGAUCUAUAAAAAGCUACAGCAUAUUUGCCAGGAUAGGAAUAAAAAAACCUUGUGUGACUCAUGAUGUGCUGUGAGGUUGUGAAACCUUUCGGACCAAAGGACAGAAUCUAUGACAUGUUUCACAUUUUAGCCACAACUAGCAGCUGAGUGCAGCCACAUUUAAAUUCACUGUCCCUGAAGAGCAAUACAUUGACCAUCUCUGGGUCGCACUUGUGUUUGAUAGUGUUUUUUCCCCCCAGCCAAGAUCACUAUGGCAUCAAACAUGUGAUGCUUCAAAUAAAUCCACUGAAUGGUUGAUUUCGCGACUGAUGGGAAGCUUGUGAGGGCAAAUACAUUGCAUCAACACAAUAUGCUGUGAAAGACUUAGGUCAAACUUCUGCUUUGUUUUUCACUGUUAGGUCUUCAACAUGUUACACACAGGAAUCCAGAUCAGUGAGAUAUAUAUCUCCAUUCAUCCACUCACCAAGUUUCACCAAUACCACAACGCACAUCUCACUUCAUGUAUAUGUGGUCAAAAAUCUGUUUGCGAUUCUUCCCUCUCGCAACAGCUUACAUGAGAAUGAAAGUUCCUACUGAUAUGGUAAAUAACCUGAAGCCCACUAAGGGGCUUCUGCACCCCUCAUCUUACUACCACGCAGCUUUACAGUCUUAGGUCUCUGCACCAACGCAGAUGUUUCAAGAGUAUAGAGCAACGUGUUUAUGCUUUUUCCAAGUGUGCUGCUAAAAGACAUUAUACAAAGGCCAUGAAUCAUUUCAGCAUCCAACAAUAAGGGAAACGUGUCUUCCUCAGGUAUGACAGUCUUCCUCCCCCUCCCCCCUCCCCCAUCCUUCCAUUUCGUGGUUUCUGUGUCAGGUUCUUGACCCUCUCAUCUUUAAGGUCACCCCGACUAUCUGAGGUCGCUGAAGAGAUUUCAUCUAUCGAUCGAUGCAGACUGUGCCUUUGUGUACACGGGUCUGUACGAGAAAGCAGUAAUGAGAUACCUUCCAGGCUGACAUCAUUAUUACAGGCCGGUCAGUCGGAAAAACUUUAAAACCAUGACACAAACAUUACAUAUGAGAUGGACAAGACUUUUUAUUGAAUUAUCUUCAGUAAUGCAGCACUAGAAACUAGAAUGUAACUAAAGCACUAUAGAAAAGUAGGAAUACUAUCCAGAUAGUUAAAGGAUAAGGCUAUAAAGUGUCUUUUAAAACUUUUGGUAUUGUCAACAUAUUCACUGGAGCGAUUAUAGGAGCAUGAUCUGUAAUGACAUUUAUACUGUUUUCUAAUGAUGCAUUUUUAUGAAUCAUAUGUUGAAAAAUUAAAGAUUCUGAUGAAAAGCAGAGGGGAAUUAUUCAGAGUGCCUGCAUAAAAAGGAAGGGAGAUGGGAAAUCUUGCAAAUAUCAAGGUGUAUAUAAACAAAGUGUGCAUAUGUAAGUAACUGGACAAAUUAUCAGUGUGUGGUCAUCUUUUUUCUAACAAAAAAACAAAGUGUACUUUUUUAAGAUUUAAACAAUUUAAUAUUCAAAAGUUGCCUUGUGCUAUUCUGAGCUGUAGUACAUGAAUAAGAGCCUAAAAACCCUUUGGACAAUUGAUAUUAUUUCACUGCAUCGUGGUCAGCUACUAUUUUGAAUGUUUCAAGUAAAAUAUUAUUACCAGAGUGGACACACAUUCCUUUGGUUUAAUUAUUUAAGUGCUUCUAUUGAGCCAUUAAAACAUCUCUAUCGCUCUUAAACACUUGACACUUGUUUGAAAACUCUCUCAGUCAGGAUUCAGUGAUGAUGCCUAAAUAUACCCAGUGAUCUGAUUGGACAGUAGUCUGGCAAGUUGACAUGUUUUGAUCUGAUCACGAUGAAGUUAACCUGUGAGCCGUGCAACAUUGGCCGCCAUUGGUGAAUGGUUAAAGGUGAAUUGGGGUCAUGUCUCUGGAAAACCAGUCACAUCACAGAACGACCCACUGAUGCUUGUGAGUCACUCAGCUGGUGUUGCUGCAGGUUGGAAGUGCUUUGCUCAAGAGCUGCCAAGUAUCAGUUGUAUCAUUAUCCCUGCUCAGUUCAUUCUGUGAUUAUAUUUUCAUUUAAUCUUAUUUGCUUAAUUCCCCAAUUUUAGGACAAACUUUGGUAUAAAGGAUUUUUUUUUUAAAUCCUUAAGAUGCUAUUUAAAUAGAUGAUCACUGCACUUUCUUCUCCUUCUCUUAAUUCUACGUCUUAAUAUAUGAUUUCAGUUUGAAUUUCUUCUGCUCAUAAUGUGGUCAAUGUUGUAGGUUGAAAUUAAUAUUCUUCAGUGCCACAUUUUGCUUCAGAUGAGGCUCGAUGCAGAUAAUGGCAAACUGUCCUUUCACACGAUAUAUUUCCAGCAGCCAUGUUCAUAUUUGAUCUUAUAAUAAUUAAUUUAUAUAAACAUUUUUCCUGUGUGGAAAACACACAUGACAUCACUGUUAUUAAGGUUGUUUGUUUGUUUGUUUGUUUACUACUCAGGUAGGAUUUUGUUGAAUCAACUACAGUUGAUAUGGAAAUAUGCUUCUGUCAGUGCUGCUCACGGCUGAAGUGAUGUGAUUAUACAAAUAAAACAGUAUUACUAAUAA